Messenger RNA from Prorocentrum cordatum, 1023 nucleotides. NCBI's taxonomy places the organism in Eukaryota, Dinophyceae, Prorocentrales, Prorocentraceae. The record is from the annotation of a GenBank genome assembly.
AUGGCCGCCCCCAGCGACAGUGACGAUGCGCCCUUGCUGCCAGGCCGGCCUCCUAAGCGCCACUGCCCUGAGGCGGAGGCGCGGCCAGAGCCGGCGCCGGAGGGCUCUGUCGACCUCGACGCCGUGGCGGCUUCCUACCAGCAGGAGACCGGCGCCUCCGGCAUCGAGGCCGCCGGGGUGGCCGCGGACGCGCUGAACGCGGCCCUGCGAGCGUCCCUCUCGGGAGUCGGUGGCUCCGCCUGCGAGGCGGCGGAGGCGGCGGCGAAGUCGGCGGCCAGGCAGCGGGCGCGCCGGGCGAGGCUCCAGGAGCGAGCUAUCGCAGCCGAGAUGGAGGAGUUCGACCGCGAACAGGCGCGAUCCGAGCUGGAGGCACGAGCCACCCGGGCGGUUGCCAGCAAGGCCGAUCGCAUGGCAGACGACGCCGCACAUCGGCGAGCGCAGCGAGAGGAGCGGGCGCUGUUGGCUUCCAUGCAGCGCGAUCUCACGGAGGCGCGCUCCCGCUUUGGAGGCGGCGCGGCGGCGAGGCGGCGCGGCGCGGUACCCCGCGCCUGCGGCGCGGACGGCGGCACCCAGGCUGCGUCUACGAUGCCAGCGAUGUCCUCCGACCCCACGCUGCGCCGUGCCCGCGCGCUGUGCUCUGGGGCCGCUCUGGUCAUCGCUCAGCUGGAGGAGCAUCCGAUGCUGCGGUCGGCGUCAACUCCAGCGCUGCCAAGGCUGCGCGCGGGCGCGGGCGCGGGUGCGGGCGCCGCCUGCGCUGCGCGGCUGUCACCGCCGCCACCGCCUGGGGAGGCGGAGCUGGUGGCUCGCGCGAAGGCGCUGCUGGAGGACUACAACCCGCCCGCGGCGCGCAGCCGUGGCCCGCCCGCCGCGCUCGCCGCAGAGGCGUCCGCGGCCGCAUCGGCGCCCGGUUCGCCCGCGGUCGCGGCGGCCGCCGCCGCCCCCGCCGCCACGUCGCCGUCGGCGAAGGCGCUGCACGGCCGGGCCUGCCUGGAGGUGAGCCCGGGCCGCGGCCGCGGCAGGUAG